Tachyglossus aculeatus (Australian echidna) is the source of this 782-nucleotide messenger RNA. RefSeq names its product ubiquitin conjugating enzyme E2 I (gene UBE2I). Gene Ontology annotation, biological process: protein sumoylation. The transcript has 7 exons. NCBI's taxonomy places the organism in Eukaryota, Metazoa, Chordata, Mammalia, Monotremata, Tachyglossidae. The coding region runs from base 184 to 660 and encodes 158 amino acids. Gene Ontology annotation, molecular function: SUMO conjugating enzyme activity. The record is from RefSeq and is a predicted model, not a curated record. Gene Ontology annotation, cellular component: nucleus.
GAGGAGGAGGAGGCGGCCCGCGACGACCGCCGCGACGGAGCGGAGGCCCCGGCGCCAGGCAGGCCCCGACAGACCCCGUUCGCCUCAGACAAAGGGGAGACGACGACGACGACGACGACUACGACUACCAGGAGGACGCCCCCCCACCGACAGCCCCCGGCCCCUUCCAGGGCGACUCUGAAUAUGUCGGGCAUCGCGCUCAGCCGACUGGCCCAGGAGAGGAAAGCUUGGAGGAAAGACCACCCGUUUGGAUUUGUGGCAGUGCCGACCAAAAAUCCAGACGGGACGAUGAAUCUCAUGAACUGGGAGUGUGCCAUUCCUGGGAAGAAAGGGACACCAUGGGAAGGAGGGUUAUUUAAGCUGCGGAUGCUUUUUAAGGACGACUACCCGUCUUCGCCGCCGAAAUGUAAAUUCGAACCACCUCUAUUCCAUCCAAAUGUGUAUCCUUCAGGCACAGUUUGCCUGUCCAUCUUAGAGGAGGACAAGGAUUGGCGGCCAGCAAUCACAAUUAAACAGAUCUUGUUAGGAAUACAGGAGCUUCUAAACGAACCAAACAUCCAAGACCCAGCGCAAGCAGAGGCGUACACAAUCUACUGCCAAAACAGAGUCGAAUACGAAAAGAGGGUCCGAGCACAAGCCAAGAAGUUUGCCCCCUCAUAAGCAUCAACCUUGUGACAUCCUGAGAAGGAAGGGAUCGGUUUGGCAAGAACUUGUUUACAGAAUUUUUUGCAGAAUCUAAUGUCGCUCUGUACAAUUACUCUUCACUUUGGGCGGGCGGGGUG